Molecule: messenger RNA, 1359 nt
Organism: Armigeres subalbatus
Lineage: Eukaryota; Metazoa; Arthropoda; Insecta; Diptera; Culicidae
Product: mitochondrial nicotinamide adenine dinucleotide transporter SLC25A51-like
Exons: 3
Coding region: 1-540 (179 amino acids)
Cellular component (GO): mitochondrion
Molecular function (GO): NAD transmembrane transporter activity
Source: RefSeq, a predicted model, not a curated record
AUGCAUAAUCAUCAGGAGAAAAAAGAAAAACAAACCGUUCCCAAUCAUCAAAGUAUGAACGAAAGCGUGCGCGGUGCGCCCUUUGGCAAAGCACAGCCCGACACUCCGACCGAUUCUAACCGAAGAUUGAUAUUCAUCGAGCAGGGUUUCAAAGAGCUAUAUCGUGGCUUAGUACCGAUCCUGUGGCGCAACGGACCCUCCAACGCUAUGUUCUUCAUCAUGCGAGAAGAAGCGGACGCUCGGCUACCAAAAAGGAGUACAAUGGUCACGCAACGGACGCAAGAAUUUUUGUCCGGUGCCUGCAUCGGUGGUUUCAUCAGUUCCGUGUUCUACCCCAUCAACGUGCUGAAGGUGACGAUGCAGAGUCGGAUAGGCGGCCCGUACGAAAGCAUGUGGGUUGCCCUGCGCCAAGUCUACAACGAGCGAGACCGAAAGCUACGGAACGUCUACAAGGGCGUAAGUAUGAACUGCACCAGAGCCUUCUUCAGUUGGGGGAUCGUUAACAGCGCAUACGAGCAGCUGAAAAAGGUAAUCUACUGAAUCUGCGCGAAUCAGAGGAAGCAUUGGGAAUGUCGGCGACCGACGACGACGACAAUAAAAAAAAUCCUUCGGGUCAUUUUCGGUUUCGAAAAGUCGAUUGUGAUGUAAAUAGGCGUAUGUAUAGCAGCAUGAGUUUUAGACGAGUUUUAGGAAUGAAACGAUAAAAAGUUAUUAGUUCGAUUGAAGUAGUCAAAUUGUAGUAUUUCUAGUCUAGGGCACAAUUGGAGGAUCGAUAGGAAAAUAUGGUUCUAUUUUACAUAGAUCAUAAGCAGGCCCACACUUGUAUUAUGUCGUACACGAUACACAUACAAAGGCACGUUCGAGAAUGGAAUACCCAUUCUCGCCAUAUACUUUAGUAAAGUUCGCCAUCUUUAUCUCAAAUCUCCCAUUUUGUUGGAGCUUUAAAUGUAGUUAUUCUGAUUCUCGUCUUCGUUCGUUUUUAAAAACGUUUCACUUAAUUGUUCCACCCCGAUGAAGAUUGAUGUUGCCGGUUGCAUUUAAACGUGCUUAAGUCUACAUUGUCAUCCGAAAUAAUACUAAUUUAGUCCAUCAUCCAGUAAGUUGCCCUUGGAGCAAUGUUUUCUUGUGUAAAUAGUAUGGAUCAUUUGAUAUUGUAAAUAUAAAUCUAGGCUACAAACAAUCAAUUCGAACUGUUCACAAUGAACACGAUAAUGAUGAACAUGAGGCAGUUGAGCAAAGCUGGAACGUACUCGUUGGGUGCUAAAAGUAUAAUUUUAGAGCUACCUGAAUUUCCUUGUCUAAUAGGAACAAAGCGCAAACAGCUGAUAAUAUGAUGGAUUUUUUCCGCAAAGUGACAUA